CAGACACACAACAUGGCGGACUAGAAGAGGCAGACGACACGCCCGGAUACAGUGAAUAAACGGUGGGAUUUACGUCCCCAUCUGCCUUAAGGAAGACGGAGAGACACUACUUUCUUGGGACAACUUUUGGGAAAUUUAAGGAAUUUUGAAGAAACGUUCUAGACACCUGUUUACAUACUGGCUUGCAAGCUCUUACCUUCCCAGUUUGGCUGUGUGUGUACCAGAUAAUUCCUAUCACCCAGGCCCCCCACCCCAAACACGCUCUUGCUUCCUGGGGUGUGGAGACUGGGGCCGGGGUUAAAACGUGGAAAAGGGAAAACAUUAUAUUACUUUUGUAAGCGAAACUGGAGUCCCGGACCACACUGUGCGAAUGAGUGAUUGAUGCCAAUUUCGCACCUUAAGGGCAGUAUGGGUAUGUGUCCCCUGCUCCUGCUGCUCAGUCUAGCCCUGGGGACCUCUGCCCAGGAACCUCCCUUCCCUACAGGUCCAAUCCAUACUGCCAAACCAACAAAUAUUACUGCGGCCUCCCUCCUCAAUUUUACGGUGGUAACGCCCCCUGUUGCACCAGCCACGACAAUUGUCACAGCAUCAACAGUUGCAACCACAACAACCACCACAACAAUCGCCACCACAACAAACAAUGAGGCUGUAUUAACAGGGGGUCCUGCUGCCACCCCCGUGCCUGCUCCCCAUCUUCCCCCUGCCCCAACCAAAGACCCUCUCGCCCCCCCGACCACAGUGCAGUCCCCAGCCUCAACAACCGUCGUCCAGGAUGGGGGAGGCGGAGCAUACAACGCAACCACACCUUCUGGUCCAGAAGGCACGUCGCCGUACACAGACAUGGGUACAGAUUUUCCCCUGGAGAUGGAGACCUCCACUGAGACCACCGUGGAGCACACAUCGGCCAACAGUAACAACAUUCCAGGUGGCAACGAGACAGAACAAGAGCCCCCCUCUGAUGAAAUGCCCAUCAUCGCUGUGAUGGUGGCCCUCUCCUCCCUGCUUGUCAUAGUCUUCAUCAUCAUCAUCCUUUACAUGCUGAGGUUCAAGAAAUACAAGCAAGCGGGCAGCCAUUCCAAUUCCUUCAGGCUGACCAAUGGCAGAUCAGAUGAAACAGAGCUACAGAGUGUGCCGCUAUUGGCCCGCUCUCCCAGUACAAACAGGAAGUAUCCGCCCCUUCCUGUCGACAAGCUGGAGGAGGAGAUGAAUCGUCGCAUGGCCGACGACAACAAGCUCUUCAGGGAGGAGUUCAAUGCGCUGCCGGUGUGUCCCAUCCAGGCUUCGUGCGACGCGGCCUCCAAGGAGGAGAACAAGGAGAAGAACCGCUACGUCAACAUCCUGCCGUAUGACCACUCCAGAGUGCAUCUCCUGUCUCUGGAAGGAGUCCCAGACUCCGACUUCAUCAAUGCUUCUUUUAUCAAUGGUUACCAGGAGAAGAAUAAAUUCAUUGCUGCGCAAGGACCAAAGGAGGAGACGGUAAACGACUUCUGGAGAAUGAUUUGGGAGCAGAACACGGCAACCAUCGUCAUGGUGACCAAUCUGAAGGAGAGAAAAGAGUGUAAGUGUGCCCAGUACUGGCCGGACCAGGGCUGCUGGACCUACGGUAACAUCCGUGUGUCAGUGGAGGACAUGAUGGUGCUGGUGGACUACACCAUCCGCAAGUUCUGCAUCCAGCAGGUGGGCGACGUGUCAGGUAAGAAGCCCCAGCGUCUGGUGACCCAGUUCCACUUCACCAGCUGGCCGGACUUUGGUGUGCCUUUCACACCCAUAGGCAUGCUCAAAUUCCUCAAGAAGGUCAAGACCUGCAACCCGCAGUACGCUGGGCCCAUAGUGGUGCAUUGCAGCGCGGGCGUGGGGAGGACGGGCACGUUUAUAGUGAUCGACGCCAUGCUGGACAUGAUGAACACCGAGAGGAAAGUGGACGUGUUCGGCUUUGUCACCCGCAUCCGGGCUCAGCGCUGCCAGAUGGUGCAGACCGACAUGCAGUACGUGUUCAUCUUCCAGGCCAUGCUGGAGCACUACCUGUAUGGGGAUACAGAGCUGGAGGUCACUUCCCUGGAGUCCCAUCUGGCUAAACUCUACGCCCCCUCACCAGGGGCCGGCUGUGGGGGGAUGGAGUCAGAGUUUAAGAAACUGACCUCUAUCAAGAUCCAGAAUGACAAGAUGAGGACGGGAAACCUGCCUGCUAACAUGAAGAAGAACAGAGUUCUACAGAUUAUCCCAUAUGAGUUCAACAGAGUUAUUAUCCCGGUCAAGAGGGGUGAGGAGAACACAGAUUACGUCAACGCUUCCUUUAUCGAUGGCUACCGUCAGAAGGACUCGUACAUGGCCUGCCAGGGUCCGCUGCAGCACACCAUUGAAGACUUCUGGAGGAUGAUCUGGGAGUGGAGGAGCUGCUCCAUAGUCAUGCUGACCGAGCUGGAGGAGAGAGGGCAGGAGAAGUGCGCCCAGUACUGGCCUAGCGACGGUGUGGUGGUGUACGGCGACAUCUCCAUCGAGCUGAAGAGAGAGGAGGAGAGUGAGAGCUACACCGUCAGAGACCUGCUGGUCACCAACAACAGAGAGAAUAAGGCCAGAGCGGUACGGCUGUUCCAUUUCCAUGGCUGGCCUGAGGUGGGCAUCCCCACCGAUGGCAAAGGCAUGAUCAACAUCAUUGCUGCCGUGCAGAAACAGCAACAACAGUCAGGCAAUCACCCCAUCACAGUGCACUGCAGUGCCGGGGCAGGGCGGACGGGGACCUUCUGUGCCCUCAGCACGGUCCUAGAGCGGGUGAAGGCAGAGGGCAUCCUGGAUGUGUUCCAGACAGUGAAGAGCCUGAGGCUGCAGAGGCCGCACAUGGUGCAGACACUGGAGCAGUAUGAAUUUUGCUACAAAGUGGUCCAGGAGUAUAUCGAUGCCUUUUCUGACUACGCCAACUUCAAGUAGGGACCAACAGGAGAACGGACACCCAUAUGCCGUCACAAACACGCACCCAACAGAGAGAAGCAAACAAACUUUUCACGGCCUAGAUGAGUGGACGGACUGCACUGAGGAAAAGGGAAACGGAAGUGUUAGUUGCAACAACGGCAGUGCAGUCAUCAAGUAUGAAUAUCAGAGAUGCCUUCUUAAAUAUUUUGUAAUAUUGAUCUUGUUAAUACAGCCCUAUUUGUUGCCCCCAACCUCAAAAUGUAUAUAUACUUUUCUUCUUUUUUUAAGCAGCUAAGUUCAUUUUUAGGAUGACAUUUAUAGUGUAUUUUAUUGGUAUAUAUAUAAAUAUAAAUAUAUAUGAACAUCAACCCUGAUGCUAUAAUGGCCUAUGUUGAAAAUCAAGAGUCGGGAAAACGGUGUUGGGGCUUUCUUUGUGGUGUUGCUAUUUGUAUUUUUUUAAUUAUUAUUAUUUUGCAGUUGUGACAGACACAUGAAAGGCUGUUGGGUUCACCAGAGUCAAGCUGUAGCAGGUCAAAGCUAGUUUGUGAGCCUCAAAUGAACGCAUUUACAGAGCCUAUCACAACUCUUGUUCUCUUCCAUCUUAUCACACACAGACACAUACACGCACCACAUGCUUAUCUUGGAGUCUAAAUGCAGGGGCAGCCACAACAGCUCAGUGAAUUGCCUCAAAUCCCCUUUAGAGUCACAAGAAGUCAAGGUUCAACAAAGGUGGAUAAUUUUAAAGUGUUGUCUGGAUCUAGUUGUUCCUUUCACACUGCACUCCUGACCUGAUGACACGAGUGCACAAGCAUACCGCCCUAGCAUCAACUCCUCUCAGGGCACAAACGUGUGUAAAAAGAAAAAACAAAGAAAAAAAAAACAAGGGAAAUGUGAAAUGUUCUAUUCUUUUAAGACAUGCUGAUAUCUGCAGAUAACUUUCUGUAUGUUGCUAAGUGUAAUAAUGUCUGCUAAAUGCCAUAAGCUACGUUGUUACUAUUGCUAUUUCCUUUGUGCCAAAGCCCAUCCAUUAUGAUCCUGUUGCAGUUUAAUUCGAAUCAGAAUAAAACCAAAUUCUGAUUAAACUGCAACAGGAUUCUCUCAGCUAAAUCGUGAGUGAGUCUUAGAUUUAUGGAUGGAUUUGCUUUGUGUUUAAGGACACUAUAAUUACUGGUUAUUUGCAUAACCGGGCAACAAAAUACUUUCAAUUUUAGAGAGUGGUUAUCUGUUAGUAAAUUUCACAUCAAAGAGAAAUAUCAGUAAAGCAUUUUGGAAAAUAAUAUAAAUACUAAAGAAUUGGUCAAAUGCAUUCUAAUAUCUUUCACAAAAUUAUCUUGAAAUGUUGGUUUUGCUAAAACGUUAUGGUCAUGUACUGCAAAAGAGAAUCAUUCAUGGAUUCUCUUACAGUAAUCAUAAGCACUCUGGAUACAUUGGUAUCAACAUUUUCUUAUCAGUUACUCCAUUGUUGUUAAGGACCAAUUAUGAUGUAUUUUAAGUAUUUUUCAUAUUUUAAAUGAAAAUUAUAAUACAUGUUCACUCAUUCCUUUUUUGGACUAGUUUUAGUAUAGUAUCAAAGUAAGUAAAGUAAUAGUAUCAAAUAACCCAUCUGCAGAACCCCUUUACCUUCUAGCUUCACCUUGUAUUUUGAUCGUCUGAAUUACAUUAUCGACAUAAGGACACCUUUACUGAAGAAUGUUGUAUUUCAAUGCUGUCACUUUUGAUAUUGCUCAGACAUUGAAUACAUUGUUACCUAUUGUUAAUGAAGCGUGCCAUGAAAUAUUUUGCAGUGAUUGUUUCUUUCACAAAAGUCUUCUUGCAGCAUAAGGAAAUCUUGGGUUAACCUGAAAGCAUUCCUAUGAGUAUUCGUAACAUUUUAAGAUGUGAUUGUAAUGAAAGGUAAAAUGUCGGCUACACAGUUUAGGUAACCUCCAUUCUAUCUCGGUCAAGGCAGGAUAUGACUGGAAAUUGUGUAUUCUCCUGACAAUUUCCUGUUAAGUAAUUUUAUAUCUGUCUAUUUUAUCCGUUGACUGAGAUGAAAUUGAACUGACCCCUAUCCUGGUCUGUUGGACCAGUCUACUGUUUCCAACCGGUCUGAUUGUAAAAUGAUUGUAACUGUGACGAUAGUUGGGGAUGGUGUCUCUGAGACAUCUACAUAUUUGAUGAUAUGAAGUAAGAAAAGUCGUGAUCUGAGGGGGUCCAAUUAGGUGAAUAGUAUUGUGUGAAGUUCCCAGUUCUCCAUAUAUCUCUAUGUUUUAGUAUUUACAGCUAUAUAAGAGCCAUGAAACCCAGGUAAAGCUUUACCUGAGGCUAGUCAACACCAUAAGGACUAGAUACUCCAUCUAUGUUGUAGUGGAUGGCUAUGGUUUGUUCUGGAUUUUCCACAGUGUUGUUAAAAGUAGAAGUUCCAAAUAUCCAGCACUUGUGUAUUUUUUUUAAUCAAGAAAAAAAAAUAGAUUUGAUGAGAUCGAUUUGCGCCUUGCACCAAUUUGCAAAGAAGCCCUCAAAAUGAGUAAGUCAAUGAAUAUGUAACGCCAGACGAGUGUCUUGGCCUUAAAGAAAUGAAGCGGCAUUUCAUUUAAUUAACUCUCAAGCUAGGUCUAUUGGUCACCAUUUUAAUGAAACAUGAUCCACCUUAACGGCCACACGUUUCAGUUCAUCAGUUGAGCUGUUCUCAUUUUGUCAUAAUUUCAUGUUGGCACAUCCUUCCAAAGCAUCACAAGUGCCCAUAGCUUACAGUUGACAUUUUGUUUGGAUUUGUUGUUUUCUUUAAAUGGAGAACAUCUAAGAACAUUUGGUAAUCAGUGCUGUGUCUGUGGAGCAAUGGGAGUCUCAAGACAGUUGUUAGGAUGUUUGUGUCAAUCCUUUCUUCAAUAAUGUGGGUUUGUCAAUGAUUGUGUCUGUUUGGCAGAUUGUUACCUUAGUUGUCUGUACCUUUGACCCCUAAGGAAUGACACUGUGCCAACAUCUAACCCCUGUUGAUUCCAGGCUUCAUGGUGGCAGAAAACAAAAAAAAGUGCCUCACAGUUAAUUAUUUUGGGAAGGAAGGAAGAUUGUCAAUCAUUGUUAGCCUAAUAGUCCUAGAGGUUCCAUUCCCAUUCAUGCCAAUGCAGGGUUCACUUUCAAAUCAAAGUCCAUUCCAUAGAUGGUUGUGUUCAUCUUUCCUCCACUCCAUCUCAUUCCAUUUCAUUAGAAAGCCCUUGAUUUAUGUAGUCAAGUGUCAUGUGACUCCUGUAUUUUAUCCACUGUUUGACCAUACAGCCCUCUUUUAUAUAAUGACAAAUGAACCCUUAAAAUCAUUUCACCAUUGCUUCAUUGACCUAUCAUUACAAAGGGAAGCAUGGUGUGUCUGAGCCCUUGUUCCAUGCUCCCACUGGUUGCCAUUCAAUUUAACCCAAGCUACAGCCCCUAAGAGCAUUUUGAAUGUGUUGGGAGAGAAAGCUGUUUUGUGGUGGGGUUUCAUAAAAUUCAAGCUUAUAUGACGUUAAGCAUAUGUUUCCAGUUGAAAAAACAGUUCACCUCUAACCUGUUUUUCUCAACUUCCCUUUCUAUCCCACAUUUUCUCCUUCUCACUUUCCCCAGGAGAUCUUUCAUUGCCCAACUCUCAUUUGUACAUAAUGUAAGGUUAUUUAUAUUUCAUUCCUGUCUGCUGCCUUGCUUUUUAUUUUAUUAUCUCAUUGUCUUAAUUUUAUUUUAAGAAAAUGUAUAUUGAACUGUACUGGGACCAUUUUGAAAUGUACUAGAUGUGCUUCCCUCUUGGUCAUUUUAAAUUUGGUAUUGUCUUAAGAAAUUCCUAUUUGACUUAACAUCUGUUUAUUUUCUCGUUUGGUUAUUCAAAAUUUGAAUAUAUGUAUAUAUAUAAUUAUAUAUAUAUGUUAAAAUUAUAUAUAAUUAUAUAAUGCCAAAUGGCCUUUCUAAGCAAGAUACAGUUCAAACUUAAUAAAGCUUGAGAUUUUA
Messenger RNA from Hypomesus transpacificus, 6858 nucleotides. RefSeq names its product protein tyrosine phosphatase receptor type A (gene ptpra). Lineage: Eukaryota; Metazoa; Chordata; Actinopteri; Osmeriformes; Osmeridae. The coding region runs from base 382 to 2925 and encodes 847 amino acids. Gene Ontology annotation, molecular function: protein tyrosine phosphatase activity. Gene Ontology annotation, biological process: protein dephosphorylation. The transcript is spliced from 23 exons. The record is from RefSeq and is a predicted model, not a curated record.